CAACCAAAUUUGUGGUUUCGCCCAAGAACCUGAAGAAACAUCUAGCUGAGCGUUGGAGCCUUGCUGAGAUUACUGGGAUUCCACACCAAUUAUCCAAACCUCAGCGUCAGAAACAGACUUUUCAGGAUGAAUAUUCGAGUAUGGACACACUGUAUCCUGGCAGCCUGCCUCCAGAACUCCGGGUGAACGCAGAUGAGCCUCCAGGGCCACCUGAGCAAGUUGGACUUUCUCAAUUCCAUCGAGAGCCCGAAACUCAAAAUCCAGAGACCCUGGAAGACAUCCAGUCCUCUUCACUCCAGGAAGAAGCCCCAGCACAGCUUCCACGGCUCCCUCAGGAGGUAGAACCUUCAACCCAGCAGGAGUCCCCAGCUCUGCCUCCAGAGUCCUCUAUGGAGAGUCUAGCUCAAACUCCACUGAAUCAUGAAGUGACAGUUCAACCUCCAGGUGAGGAUCAAGCUCAUUAUAACUUGCCCAACAUUACCAUUAAACCUGCAGAUGUGGAGGUUACCAUGACAUCAGAGCCCAAAAAUGAGGCAGAAUCUUCCCAAGCCCAGAAGGAGGCCCCAAAUCAGCCUCCAGAGGAGGUGGAACCUUCUGCAACCCAACAGGAGGCCCCAACUGCGCCGCCAGGUCCUCCCAUGGCUGAACUUUCCCCCAGUGAGCAGGAGCAGCCAGCUCAGCCUUCUGAGUCUUCUGAGGUUGAAUCUUCUCCAGCCCAGCAGGAGGCCCCAACUCUAGAUCCCCCUAAGGAGGCAGAACCUUCUCCAGUCCAGCAAGGGUUCCCAGCUGAGCCACCAGAGCCCCCUAAGGAAGUAGAACAUUCAAGGCAGCAAAUGGUCCCAGUUCAGCUUCCAGAGCCACCUAAGGUUGCUGCUCAACCUCCAGCUCAUUAUGAGGUGACAGUCCCAACACCAGGCCAGGAUCCAGCUCAGCAUUCAACAUUGCCCAGUGUCACUGUUCAACCUUUGGACCUGGGACUUACCAUCAUUCUAGAAUCCACGACAGAGGUUGAACUUUCUCCAACCAUGCAGGAGACCCCAACUCAGCCUCCUAAGAAAGUUGUACCCCAACUUGAAAUAUAUCAAGAGGUAACAAUUCCAACACCAGGUCAGGAUCGAGCUCAGCAUCCAAUGUCACCCGUUCAACCUUUGGACCUGGGACUUACCGUCACUGCAGAACCCACUAUGGAUGUUGAACAUUCUACACCCCUGAAGAGGACUAUAGUUCCUCCAAAGCACCUUAAGGUGACAAUUCCACAUCCAGAUCAGAUUCAGACUCAGCAUUCACACCUGACUGAAGCCACAGUUCAACCUCUGGACCUGGAGCUUAGCAUAACUACAGAGCCUACUACAGAGGUUAAACCAUCUCCAACCACGCAGGAAACCUCAGCUCAGCCUCCAGACCCGGGACUUGCCAUAACUCCAGAACCCACUACAGAGAUUGGACAUUCCACAGUCCUGGAGAAGACUACAGCUCCUCAUCCAGACCAGGUUCAGACUCUGCAUCGAAGCCUGACUGAGGUCACAGGUCCACCUACAAAGUUAGAAUCUUCGCAGGAUUCAUUGGUGCAGUCUGAAACUGCACCAGGACAGAAGGCCUCCACAAGCACCAACAUAUGUGAGCUCUGUACCUGCGGAGAUGAGACUCUGUCAUGUGUUGAUCUCAGCCCAAAGCAGAGGCUCCACCAAGUGCCUGUGCCAGAGCCCACCUACAAUGGCAUCUUCACCACCUUAAAUUUCCAAGGAAACUAUAUUUCAUACAUUGAUGGAAAUGUAUGGAAAGCAUACAGUUGGACCGAGAAACUAAUUCUCAGUGAAAAUUAUUUGACUGAAUUACAUAACGAUUCAUUUGAAGGCCUGCUAUCCCUCCAGUAUUUAGAUUUAUCCUGCAAUAAAAUACAGUAUAUUGAAAGACGUACAUUUGAAUCACUACCAUUUUUGCAGUAUAUAAAUCUGGGCUGCAAUUUAAUUACGGAACUGAGCCACGGAACAUUUCAGGCCUGGCACGGAAUGCAGUUUUUACACAACUUAAUUCUCAAUCGCAAUCCUCUGACUGCUGUCGAAGAUCCAUAUCUCUUUGAACUGCCGGCAUUAAAAUAUCUAGACAUGGGAACAACGCACAUCACACUUACAACGCUCAAGAACAUUCUCACGAUGACUGUUGAACUGGAAAAACUGAUCUUACCUAGCCAUGUGGCCUGCUGCCUCUGCCAAUUUAAAAAUAGCAUUGAGGCUGUCUGCGAGACAGUCAAGCUGCAUUGCAACAUUGAAUGUCUGAUUAACACCGUACAUUGUCCUGAAGAAGCAUCUGUAGGGAAUCCAGAAGGAGCGUUCAUGAAGGUGUUACAAGCCCGGAAGCAGCACACAAGCACUGAGCUGACUAUUGAGUCGGAGGCGCCCUCAGACAGCAGCAGCAUCAAGUUGUCAGGCUUUGGGGGUGAGCAGCUAGACACCAAUGACAAGAGUGAUGAUAUCAGUGCACUAAGACACAUCUUCCCUUAUUUCUCAGAAGGAAAUCUAGAUGCAGAAUCCACAUUACCAUUCGCUAAACUGCUUUUUUCAAAUGAAAACAGCCUGGUAAAGAUUCACAGUGUAGGCAAAAACCUGCAGAGAGUGAACAGAGUCCUCACAGGCCCAAGGAGCAUCCAGAAAAGACACUACAAAGAGGUGGGAAAGCACAGCACUAGGAAAGAACAGGAUGCCCAGGCACUUGUGGACAAUGCUGCCAAAGAGAAAAGGCUUGAGAGUCCAGCCCCAAGGGAGCUGGAACAGCCUCACAUAGUGCAGGGUCCUGAGAAGGUAGCGGGAAACACCAUCUACACUAAGCCUUCGUUCACCCAAGAGCAUAAGGCAGCAGUCUCCUCUACGCUGAAACCCUUCUCCAUGGUCAUGCCUUCUGCCUCUAGCCCUGCAAAAGCUCUACCUCAGGUCAGAGACAGAUCAAAAGACUUAGCCUACACCAUUUUAAUGUUAGAAACGGCAAUGGCUAGGGUUAAAAAUAUGGAGGCUGCUAAACCAAUCGCACAUUCCAAUAGACUCAUGCUCCCAAAUAGGCCGCCGUUGUCUGCAGAGAAGAGCCUCAUAAAUUCACAAGGGGUUUUUUCAUCCUUAGGAGACCUGAGUCCUCAAGAAAACCCUCUUCUGGAAGUAUUUGCUCCUUCAGAACGUUUUAUAGAAAACACUCAUGUAGAAGACACAGCUGCAAGAGAUGCCUCUGAAGAAAACAUUUUUAUGGAAAACACUGUUAUGCCAGAAGGCACCAUCUCUGAAAACACAAACUACAAUCAUCCUCCUGCGGCAGCUUCCGCUGGGACUGCGUUCAACUUAGAGCCAACUGUUACACAAACUGACACAAAAUGGAAACACAACAACAUGGGGACUGACCUGUCCCCUGAGCCCAAAAGCUUCAAUGACCCAUUGCUCUCCUCCCCAGGUGACCAGUUUGAAAUUCAGCUAACCCAGCAGCUACGGUCCCUCAUCCCCAACGAGGAUGUGAGAAGGUUCAUGUCUCAUGUUAUCCGGACCCUGAAAAUGGAAUGUUCAGAAACGUAUGUGCAAAUGACCUGUGCCAAGCUCAUGUUGCGAACAGGCCUCCUGAUGAAGCUUCUCAGCAAGCAGCAGGAAGCAAAGGCAUCCAAGGCAGAAUGGGAUACGGACCAAUGGAAAACUGAUAACUAUAUUGAGAGUGGACAGAAAGAGCAGAAGUCGUCUGAGCUCAUGAAAGAAGUUCCACGAUACGGCCAUAACAACGAAGUCAUCUUGGCAAUAUCUGUGACUGUAAUACUAACACUUUGGAUUAUAAUGAUUUGUCUGAUUGAGGUAAGGACAAUAAUUAAUUCAGGUUUUCAGAAUACAAUCCUGUCUUUGUGUGGAUUCAGAACCCACAAACUGAAAACCAAUGUCACUUUCCCACUUGACAUUCUUCUUCUGUCGUUUAAGGCUGAGGUAUGCUUUGUUCUUUUACUGCAAUGUAUAUUCCAGGAUUUUUAAAGGAUCCUCG
Molecule: messenger RNA, 3999 nt
Organism: Nomascus leucogenys (northern white-cheeked gibbon)
Lineage: Eukaryota; Metazoa; Chordata; Mammalia; Primates; Hylobatidae
Product: leucine-rich repeat-containing protein 37A3-like
Molecular function (GO): protein binding
Source: RefSeq, a predicted model, not a curated record